AUGUCGCAGUAUCAGGCCUACAAUCCUCAGGGCCCGGAUAGACGAUGCACUUACCAAGCGCCGCGAUUAUACGCAGCAUCCACAAACAUUGCGCCGCAAAGCAACUCUUCCUUUCCCUGCCCUCUUCCUCCUACAUACCGCCAUUCAAAUUCCUUCAGCGCAUACCCCAAUGGCUCUAUCCAUGGACCACCUUCAAUAAACAUGCGAGACCGCAGCAGCAUCCACCAGUUCCUCCCGGCAUCAUUACUCCCCGGAGGCGAGAUCACCCCCUCAUCGCAUCAAUCCUCUCCCUCUCUGUCCAUCAGCGGCCCGAUCGACGAACUAGUCCCGCAAACGCAUGAACGCAGCAACAGCUCCUCGUCACAUCCAAUGCAAUUACAACCAGGAGGUUCCGGUGCUCCACCGAGUCAUGAAGCUGCAUCCUCCCGUACUUCGCAGGAACUCCAUCUCCAUACAGGAACUACGUCCUUAUCCAGUCAGCAUUCUCCGUCGUCAGUUACCGGCGGGAGCCCUAGUCCCGUACAGCAUCCGUCUUCGCUCCAUCCUCGAGGAGAGAGUAUUUCCUCAUCCCGUCAGCACUCUCCGUCGCCGUCUUUCAGCAGUGCGUAUCCCGCCCCUCUGCAAAUUCGCCACCCCUCUACUUCGUCGUACCAGCAUUCUCCUGCGCCUUCAUUCAGUGGUGAUUAUCCGCCGUCUCAAGGACCGCCAUCGAACCUAUCACAGCAACAAUCAGAAGAACGCCUCUUGCAGGAGACAUUAGAAGGUGCCGCAAUCGCAGACGGCUCUGGCAUCAGGUUCUAUGCUGCGCCAGCACAUACUGCACAAGCGCCAGUGGAGGAUACUACAACUGUUCAUGGCCCCAACGGAAGGUCAUACACUGCUGCAUCAGCAACUCCAUCACCAGUAGAUACAACCCCUGAGCAGGAGCCAAUAGGGGAUUCCACAUCCAUGGAAGGACCGAACGCCAGAUCCUACACUGCACGGCCAGCAGCAGCGGACACACACCCUCAUGCAAUGGAGAAUACCACAACAGUUGACGGUCCCAACGCUAAAAUUUACAACGCACUACCGCCACCAACAACAGAGAUACACUCUGUACAAGCCCCAUUGAAUGAUUCUAUAGCUGUAAACAACCACCACGCACUAUCGCCACAAACAGACACAUACCCUGCACAAGCACCAAUAGAGAAUCCCACGACCGUGCACGACCUUAACAUUAGGUUCUACAACGCACUACCACCUCCAACAAUAGAGACAAACAAUCAAAAACAAAUGGAGGGUCCCAGAACUGUGAGAGGUCCCAACACCAGAAUUUACCACGCACUGCCACCACCAGAGAUACAUCCUACACAUAUGCCCACAGACAAUGGCACGGCUGCACAAGACUCAAACGCUAGAUACUUCAGUGCAGCAUCAGAUGGAUAUCCCCCUCCAAUAUAUACCACACUCCCGAAUUCCAAUACCCGGUACUACAGCACAGCACCAAAAGAAUACCACUACCCGGUGCCUGAUACAAGCUUAGACCCCAACACGAGGUUCUACGACACACCGGAUGCAUAUCCCCCACCCCCACGCAGCACAAAACCCACCCAACUGGCGCUAACGCAGAAAAUCAAAAAGUAA
This is a messenger RNA of Aspergillus tanneri, 1623 nucleotides long. RefSeq lists its product as uncharacterized. The record is from RefSeq and is a predicted model, not a curated record. The transcript is spliced from 3 exons. The coding region runs from base 1 to 1623 and encodes 540 amino acids. NCBI's taxonomy places the organism in Eukaryota, Fungi, Ascomycota, Eurotiomycetes, Eurotiales, Aspergillaceae.